AUGGCCCUCCCUCAGGAAUCCAGGAUGACUGUGGAGAGCCUGAGCCAGCCGGAGCUGCUGACCCUGCUGAGUGUUCUGGAGGGGGAGCUGGAGGCGCGGGACCUGGUGAUCGAGGAGCUGAGGGCCCAGUGCAGGGACGUGUUUGUGCAGGAGCGCUACGGCAAGUACAACCUGAGCGACCCCUUCCUGGCUCUGCAGCGGGACAGUGAGGUCAUGAGGGGGCGGAGCUCCACGGAGCCGGCCCCCCCGGCCCCCCCUCCCCCGCCCAGCCCCCUGGCCGUGCUGAAGCUGGUGAUGUCCCACUGCAAGAGGAUGCAGGAGAAGAUGCUGAGUCAGCUCGCCGCGGCCGAACACCGCCACAGAAAGGUCAUCGCAGACCUGGAGGACGAGAAGCGGCGCCACGCCCAGGACACGGCGGAGGGCGAUGAUGUCACCUGCAUGCUGGAGAAGGAGAGGGAGCGGCUCCUGCAGCAGCUGGGCUUUGAGCGCGCUCAGCUCAAGCGCGUGGAGAAGGAGCAGAGGAGGCUGCGCUCCCAGCUGGAGGAGGCGUGGCUGCAGCACAAGCAGCUCUCCGCCUCGCUGGCCAACGAGAGCCAGCGGGGGGCGGAGCUGGGCCGGCGGCUGGAGGAGGAGCGCGUCGCCGCGGAGACGCUGCGGGCGGAGCUGGGGGCGGAGCGACGGCAGGCGUCGCGGGCGGAGGCGCGGGCGGAGGAGCAGCUGGCCGAGUUCGACACGCAGAAGGAGCAGCUGCGGGCGUGGCUGCGCCGGGAGGAGGCGCGGGGCGCGGGGCUGCAGGCCGAGCUGGAGGAGCUGCGGGCGGAGGUGGCGCGGCUCCGGGGGGGCGGCGCUGAACCGGCGGAGCCGCUGACCUCUGACCCCGCCGCGCCGCACAAGCUGAACGGCCACCCCGCCGAGAAGGAGGCGGAGCCAUGUCAGGUGAACGGGUGUGACAUCGCGGCCUCUGUGCAACACCCGCCUUCUAUGGAGGCUCAGCAGAACCCCGCCCACCCCGCGAUGUGUCCCUCCCCCUCCCUCGGCUCCUCCCCUUGCUCCUCCCCCCUCCUGGCCAAGCGCCCGUCGGGGGGCGUGUCUCCGUCCAGCCCCUCCUACCAGGCGUCGUACCAGGCGGGGAUCAACCAGCGUUUCCAUGCCGCCCGGCACAAGUUCCAGGGUCAGCCGGAGCAGGAUCACCAUGGCGACGCCACGCCCCGCUCCCCUCGGGAUCUGUCCCCGAAUCCCGCUGCCCCCGCCUCCCCCUCCCCCUCUCCCGCCCCCGCCUCCCCCUCCCCCACGGCUGAGCCGGCCUCAGUGAAGCAGCUGGCCCGCCACACGGUCACCCAGGCGCUGUCGCGAUUCACCGGCCAGCAGGGCGGCGCCAAACCGCCAACCUCCCCCAGCGGCUCCAGCUCCCCGUUCGGCACGGACUACCGCCCCCCCGCCCCGGCCACGGCCUCCAGCCCCGUCUCCCCGGGAAUAAAGUCCCCCGUCAUCCCCCGGGGCGACAGGGGCCACCCGCCCCCCAUACCCCCCAAAAAACCAGGCCUGGCCCAAACCCCCAUGUCCCCCGGACCGACCCCCAGGGCCAGCCACUUCCACGACCUGUCGGGCAGCUGUGGGCUCACCAGCAGCCAGGACGGCACCAAAGAACAAGACCUGGUCCUGUCGUCCACCAGCUAACCUGCACCACAGCGCCACCUGUCCUCUCCCACGUCUCAUUGCUCCCUGUCGCCCCCCCUGUAAUCGAAAGACUCUAUCUGAAACACUGUCCCGUUUUUAUUUAUUUCAGUUUCUCACCGUCACAACGUUGUCCUUGAUUAUAACCGUCUGUACAGGAGUGGAAGGACUGAAUUACUGCUGAUAUGGGUGCUGGAAUUGAACUAAACUCAGCGAGAGGAUGUUGACUAGGUCUGACUAUCAGGGAGCUAAGGAGAGGAGUAAAGUGCCUACCUGCUUGCCUUCUUAGGGUCAGCAGCAUACAGUUCUGUUUCCCUGUUUCUCCGUCUGGAACAGAACACAAGAUUGGUCAAUUAGGAAUCAGGAAGCUGGUGAGAGUGGCAGAGUGGUGCUGGGAAAUGAAGUCCAUUAAACUAUGGAGGGUGUUUAAACUACACCUAAACUUUACUUGCCAUCAGCAACGCAGUGAAAAUGCCAAUGAGUGUGAGUGUUUACUGGCUGCUUUGGUUCUGAUGGCUGGAAAGGGAUUGGUUGCUUUUUUGAAAAGGCAGGCCUCUUAUUGGCUGUUUUAG
Conger conger (European conger) is the source of this 2246-nucleotide messenger RNA. It is a transcript of the gene cttnbp2nla, whose product is annotated as CTTNBP2 N-terminal like a. The transcript has 4 exons. The record is from RefSeq and is a predicted model, not a curated record. Bases 1 to 1677 code for a protein of 558 amino acids. NCBI's taxonomy places the organism in Eukaryota, Metazoa, Chordata, Actinopteri, Anguilliformes, Congridae.